AGCAAAGCCAAUUCCCGACAUUCAAGCGUGCGAGUGCAUUUGCGUCAACAGUUGAUGAGAGAGAGAACAACACAAGAGCCAGACGAAAAUGCCGACCACUGUGAAAUAUAUGCCAUCUUAUCGGACGGAAUCGAAAAAUCCAUACAAGAGGGAAAUAUGUGAGAUCAUUAUUCGUGAAGUUGUUGAUGAUAUGUUGAGUACAUUUGUGUAUGCAAAUAGUGAUGCGAACCAGGUAUGCAACAACAUCAGUGAAGAAAUAAAGUCACGUGUGAAAACAUUGGGCUUCGACAGGUACAAAUUGGUGUGCAUUGUGACAAUUGGCGAAAAGUACUUCCAGAGCUUCACAUCUGCCGUGAAGUUCCUCUGGGAUGCAGACAAGGAUGGAUAUGCCAAUUAUGUCUACGAUACGCCGCACUUCUUCGCCAUUGCCACCCUCUAUGCGCUCUACUAUGAUUAA
Molecule: messenger RNA, 457 nt
Organism: Phlebotomus argentipes
Lineage: Eukaryota; Metazoa; Arthropoda; Insecta; Diptera; Psychodidae
Product: dynein light chain Tctex-type protein 2B
Exons: 3
Coding region: 89-457 (122 amino acids)
Biological process (GO): microtubule-based movement
Cellular component (GO): cytoplasmic dynein complex; cytoplasm
Molecular function (GO): dynein intermediate chain binding
Source: RefSeq, a predicted model, not a curated record